Molecule: messenger RNA, 961 nt
Organism: Aspergillus glaucus CBS 516.65
Lineage: Eukaryota; Fungi; Ascomycota; Eurotiomycetes; Eurotiales; Aspergillaceae
Product: putative beta-1,6-glucan biosynthesis protein (Knh1)
Exons: 4
Coding region: 128-940 (270 amino acids)
Biological process (GO): cell wall biogenesis; (1->6)-beta-D-glucan biosynthetic process; fungal-type cell wall organization
Cellular component (GO): extracellular region
Source: RefSeq, a predicted model, not a curated record
AAAAAAAAAAAACACAGAUUUAAUUCAUUGUUUCUUGAAACUAACGCCUUUCCCUUCUUUCACGCUCGUUUCAUUCUGUUUUUGUUGUCUCUUCUACAAUCGAAGGUGUCUGUCCAUCUCUUUCAGGAUGCGAUUCCUUCGUCCGCUCUCUUUCGUACUCCCUUUAGUAUCCACCGCGGUUGCUGAUAUCGAAUUCACUGCUCCGGCUUUUGGCUCGACUCUCAAGGGUGGUCAUGUUGUAACGGCUCACUGGAAGGAGUCUGGUGAACUUCCCAAAAUCUCACAACUGUUGCAGUAUGAUAUCCACCUUUGUGCGGGAGGAGAUACAUCCGAUUCCUACGAAGAACUAGCUACUCCCAUCAAAGAUGCGCCCUUUGCCCGGGGAAAUUCAGUCUCGUUCAAGCUUGACCAAGAUAUUGGGAGUGAAGAAGCAAAUGCAUAUUUCCUGAAAUUGGUCGCAUCUGGUCCUGAUGCCUCCGUGAUCAAUUACUCGAGUCGAUUCUCCCUCGCCAACAUGACUGGCUCUUUCUCCCCGCGAGUUAUAGACGGGAUCCAUGCAAUCCGAGACAUCAGCGGUGCUCCCCUCAGAGAGGACCAAGAACAUGAAGGAUUCCGGAAGAGACAGGUCGUUGGGGCACCGGCUGCUGCAGCGACGGGUCUUGGAGCUCACACCAUUCCCUAUGAACUACAGUCCGGCCCAACCCGGUAUGCUCCCAUGGCGAAAAGACCUGGUAGUACUAUUCCACCUGGGACGCCGACCCCGCAACAUCCAACCAGCCACUACUCCAUUGCUACUGCUUAUCUUAGUGCUCCUACUGUUGAGACUACGGUUUCUGCUACUGAUACGUACAAAGUGACAAACAUUGAGAACACGGCAACUCCUGCGGCACAACCAGAAGACAUGAAUAUGAAGAGAUGGUUGGAGAGAUGGAAGGAUUGACCUUGGAACGUACAUGAGAAC